Messenger RNA from Betta splendens (Siamese fighting fish), 2586 nucleotides. RefSeq names its product mono-ADP ribosylhydrolase 2 (gene macrod2). Gene Ontology annotation, biological process: peptidyl-glutamate ADP-deribosylation; DNA damage response; purine nucleoside metabolic process. Gene Ontology annotation, molecular function: ADP-ribosylglutamate-[protein] hydrolase activity. The transcript is spliced from 18 exons. Gene Ontology annotation, cellular component: nucleoplasm. The record is from RefSeq and is a predicted model, not a curated record. The coding region runs from base 170 to 1405 and encodes 411 amino acids. Lineage: Eukaryota; Metazoa; Chordata; Actinopteri; Anabantiformes; Osphronemidae.
GGUUGAGAUGCGAUUGAGGGGUCCAUAGCAAUUUGACAGCUUCACAGGUGAGACAACCGUCCAGAGGCGUUCAUUUUACAUUUCAGUGUUUUCCGGAGCACAUCUCACUGUGAGCCUGGGGUUACCACAGUCAAAAAACAACCAAUCGAAGUCUAAUCAUUCCGGCAGCAUGAGUAAAAUGAAAAAGGACUGGAAGACUGAGAAAGAGCGACUUCUCCGUCUAGAUUGGGAAGAGAGACGUAAGGAGUAUCGCUGUCAAGAUUAUAUACCACUGGACAAGAUUCCAACCUGGAGAGAGGAAAACAGAUCCAAUGACGACGGGAGCGAGCUGACAGGUGGUGGUGGGAUCAGUGAUAAGGUGUCUCUCCAUAAAGGCGAUAUUACUCUCUUGGAGGUGGAUGCCAUAGUCAACGCAGCAAAAUCCAGUCUUCUGGGAGGAGGGGGAGUUGACUUCUGCAUACACAAAGCGGCGGGGACCUGCCUCUAUGAUGAGUGUCGCUCACUAAACGGCUGUGAAAUCGGCAAAGCCAAGAUCACCUGCGGCUACGAUCUCCCUGCAAGAUACGUGAUCCACACCGUGGGACCCGUGGCCAAGAACCACGUGGGCCAAACCGAGCGCGACGACCUGGCCUCCUGCUACAAGAACACCCUCAUGCUGAUGGCGGAGAACAACCUGAGGACCGUGGCCUUCCCAUGUAUAUCCACAGGCAUCUAUGGGUUCCCCAACCUCCCUGCAGCUGACAUCGCUCUGAACACAGUGAAGAACUGGAUCGAACACAACUCCGAAAAGAUCACGCGGGUCAUUUUCUGCGUCUUCCUUGAGACCGACUUUCACAUCUACAAGGAUAAAAUGAGUGAGAUGUUUAAAGACAACGUCCCCGAGACUGCAGAGGAGCCGCCGAAGGGAGACGAGACGCCACCACCUGCAAAAUCCACAGCCAAGGAGGAGAGUGGGGACGGGGACAGAGGUAAGUGUGCCGGUAAAGAGGAAGCAGGUGCCAAAGGAAAGAAUGACAACGGUUCCGCGGCGAGCGAGGGGAACGACGUGCCGAUGGAAAGCCAGAACCCAGAUGACGAUGGAGGAAAUGAGGAAGAAGGUCAAGACCAAGAUAUGACUGAGAGCAGAGAUCUCAGCGGCAAAGAUGAAGACAAGGAUGAAGACAAAGGCACGGACAACGAUAUAAACAAGGAAGCAGUCAAAGAGGAAGAGCAAGCCCCUGCACAGAAAGCAGACGACAACCUAGCCGAGCCCACUGUGUCCAUGGAAGUUGCUGCAAAUAACACUGACACCAGCAAUGACGAGGAGAUGAAAGAUUCUGUCAAGAGCGCAGAAGAACCCGACUCCAUUCCGACUGUCAGCAUUCAGCCCAAAGAAACUACUGAGGAUGCAGAGAAGAAGGAAUGACCGGCUGAGGGGAAGACAAUCAACCUCAUCUGACAGCCAACAAACUGUGCGAAGGCCAACCGCACUGGUGUCAGUCUGGCGUCUGACACUGGCCCAGGAAAAACCAGUUUCUCACACGAUGCUCACAUUCCCGACUUUACUUUUCCCGUCUUUGUUAAGAAUCGACUCAUCCCUGAAGUAUGUAUGUGCUGUAUAUGUAUGUAUGUACAAAAGCUUACUCUAGGACUUGAACAUAUCAAUCAGAAAAGACGAGCCAUACCUCACUGUGCGUUAGCGUCAUUCGCCCUCUCCCCAGCUGACAAUCCAGGUUCUGAUCCAUUUACUGUGAGCGCAUGGCUGCUGCUGCGUUGCCAGGACAACCGCCACAGCCCCUACACGUCGACACCCGAGGCUGGGUGACGCUCCGCGUCACACGUCCUUUCGUUCUCCACACAACAAACACAGUGAUGAUGACAUCCCACCUGACAACACCUGCAUUUAGACGCAUCCUCAGAGAGUAACACGCCGACACCUGCCAUGUCUCCACACGCGCUGCAGCAGCUCGGCCCUGCUCCUCCGUCAGAACCCACGCGGCCCGUGAGGCGGGCGCCUCGGUCCCGCCCGCUUUAUCCUAAUGGUGUUCCGCCGCCCGCUGCUUCUCUAACCGCAGCAGGAAGCUGUUCUUCAGCACAGAGGAUGUGUGGUCUUUUAACAAACACACUCGUUCCUUCCUCCCUCCUCACCUGCUCUUCAGUGCAUGCCGGAAAAAAAAUUGCUCUGAACGUCACAGACAUAAACGGGAAUUAUGGUCUCCAUCGCUUUCGCUUGUCUCCUUACCAGAUAAUCUAUAACUGUAUUGAAAGAAAAUUUGCCUUAUUUCAUAUCAAACUACAAAAAGCGCGCUCACAGACGUACGGUGAUGGUCCAGGUAUGAGUUCUUGGUUGGGUUUUGCUUGCAGAUGAUUUGUAAUUUUCAUUACAUCAUAUAAUGGCUAAUACCUGUUGUUAAUGAUUUGUUUUUCUCCUCGGUUGAUUUAGAAAUGGGUUUGGCUCCUUUUUAAAUGUUGUUAUGAUUAAUGAAUAAUUUUCAGUGGUGCCACACUAAAGAUCAGACGACUUACAGUUCUAUGAAAAGAUGCCUUCAUACUUUGAUGUUUGCUUUGCUAAACUAUAACGAAUAAAGUUUAAGGUGAAAGCUUUGA